AUGGCCAUUCCCACUGUCACUGGCAGCAGCGCGGUCACGAGUGCCUACAAUAACAGCAACGCCAGUGCCUGUCCAACCUGCGCCACGGACCCCCAGAUGUGCUUCUCAAAGAAGCAGGACAAAGUGAAGAAGAGGGUCAUCUGGGGCAUUGAGGUGGCUGAGGAGCUGCUGUGGAAAGGCUGGGAGCUGGGGAAGGAGGUCACCAAGAACCUGGUUCUGAAAAAUCUCUCCUUGAAAACCCAGAGGAUGAAGUACAGGCCCCCCAAGACCAAGUAUUUCUUCACAGUCAUCCCUCAGCCCAUCCUCCUGAGCCCAGGCAUAACCCUCACACUCCCCAUCAUCUUCCGGCCUCUGGAGGAGAAGGAGUACGUGGACCAGCUGUGGUUUGAGAAAGCAGAGGGAGUGUUCUGUGUGGGCCUGAGGGCCCCCCUGCCUCGCCACAGUCUGAUCUGCCCACCGUCCCUGCAGCUGCCCACGUGUGCCGUGGGGGACAUGGCCGAGGCCUGGUUCUGCCUGGACAAUGUCGGGGACCUGCCCGCCUUCUUCACCUGGGAGUUCUCAAGCCCAUUCCAGAUGCUGCCCACCACGGGGCUGCUGGAGCCUGGUCAGGCUUGCCGGAUCAAGGUGACCUUCCAGCCGCUUAUGGCUGUCAUCUACGAAGUCCAGGCCACGUGCUGGUAUGGGGAGGGCAGCAAGCAGAAGAGCAGCAUCCAGCUGCAGGCUGCAGGCAAAUGUGCCCAGCUGCUGGUGAGCAUAAAGCAGAAGCGACCAGAGGACCAGGAUGUCGAGGGCUUCCAGAAAGUGCUGCACUUUGGCUCCGUGGCUGUGGGCUGCAUCGCCGAGAGGCAAAUCAGACUGUACAAUCCAUCGGUGGUGAGUGCCCCCUUCAGGAUUGAAGUGACCCCAGACACGCUGACCAAAGACCAGGCCUUCUCAUGCCCCACGGCCUAUGGCGUUGUGCCCCCAGGAGGGAAGAAGUACGUGUCGGUGUUUUUCCACCCCAAGACUUUGGACUCCAGGACUAUGGACUACUUGUCUGUUGUGCCCUCUGGCUGUGCCUCCCAGACCCUGCUCAAAGUUGUUGGUUUCUGUAGAGGUCCUGAGGUGUGCCUGCAGCACGGCUGCGUCAACUUCCGCUGGGUCAGCCUCGGGGAGCGCUCGGAGCAGUCCCUGUGGAUUGAGAACAGGUCAGACUGCGUUGCCCACUUCCAGUUUGCCAUUGACUGCCAGGAGAGCGCCUUCAACAUCAGACCUACGUUCGGGACCCUGGUGGGCAGGGUCCGCAUGACCCUGCGCUGUGCCUUCCAGCCCACUCACCCCAUCAUCUACUUUCGGCGAGUGGCCUGUCUCAUCCACCACCAGGACCCACUGUUCUUGGACCUGAUCGGGACCUGCCACUCGGACAGCGCCAAGCCCGCCAUCUUGAGGCCCCAGCACCUCACUUGGUACCGCACACACCUGGUGCGGGGCCUGGCGCUCUACCCCCCUGACAUCCUGGGCCUCAUGCUGAGCGAGAAGAAGCUGGAGCAGGAUAAGAACGGGGCCCUCAUGAUUCCCACGCAGGACCUGGAGGACACGCCAGCCCUGCAGUACCCUCUCCUACCCCCACUGAUGGAGUACUUCUUCGAUGGCACCAGAGACUUGGCCAUCUUCCCCCCGCCCGUCAGCAUGGAGCCUUUUGAGGCAGAUUUUGGUGCCUGCCCUGGACCUGAGGAUCCCAACCCUGUCCCACUGUACCUGGUGAACCACACCAAGGGCAAGAUCACCGUGGUCUGGACUCACAGGUCCGAUUGCCCCUUCUGGGUGACCCCAGAGACCUGCGAUGUGCCCCCACUCAAGUCCAUGGCCAUGCGCCUGCACUUCAAGCCACCUCACCCAAACUGCCUCUAUGCGGUAGAGCUGGAAGCCUUCGCUGUCUAUAAGGUCCUGCAGAACUUCAGUAACAUUGAGGAGGACUGCACCGUGUGCCCCUCCUGGUGCCUAACACUCCGGGCACGAGGCCACAGCUAUUGUGCAGCCUUGGAGCACCACAUCCCCCAGUACUCCCUGGACGCCCCCACGCUAUUUCCCGCGGUGUCUCCCAGGGAACCCUCCUACCGCAGCCUGCUCCUGACCAACAAAGGCUCCAUGCUGCUGACCUUCAGCCUGACCCCCAACAGCAGCUCAGACAUCUCCCUGCGGCCCAGCUCAGGCCUCGUGGCCCCAGGGGCCCACCAGAUCUUCCUCAUCUGCACCUACCCCAUGGGCACCUCCUGGAAGCAGCAUAGUUUUUACUUGCAGUUCAAUUUUUGCCCCCAGUAUCUCAAGGAGGUGAGCAUGCAAAGCCGGGAGGAGCCGCUGCAGCUGAAGCUGGACACCCACAAAAACAUCUUCUUCAAGCCCACCUGGGUGGGCUCCUCCUCCACCAGCCUCUUCACCUUCCGCAACCCCUCGCGGCUGCCCCUGGAGUUUGAGUGGCGGGUCUCCGAGCAGUACCAGAAGAUGCUGGCCGUCCAGCCCACCAGGGGGCUCAUCCAACCCAACGAGAGCCUCACGCUGACGUGGACCUUCAGUCCUCUGGAGGAGACCAAGUACCUGUUCCGAGUAGGGGUGUGGAUCUGGGAAGCCGGCCUGCCCCCAAAAGCCAAGCCCCCCACCACCACCCACUACAUGAUCCGACUGGUGGGCGUGGGCAUCACCAGUACCCUGUCUGCAAAGGAAAAGGAGCUGGACUUUGGGAACGUGAUAGUGAACAGCAGGCAGUCCAGGUCGCUGGUGCUCCUGAACGAGGGCAACUGCGUCCUCUCCUACCGCCUGUUCCUGGAGCAGUGCAGCCCUGAGGGCGCCAGUGACAACCCCCUCGCCCUCCAGCUGGACCGCACAGAGGGGAGCAUGCCACCCUGGUCUCAGGACACCAUCUGCCUGACCGCCUGCCCCAACCGCCGGUCCCAGUACUCCUGGACCAUCAGCUACUCUCUCCUCUCUUGCAGAGAUAACAAGGCUGGGAAGAAGCAGGAGCUGUGUCACGUCCUCCUGACGGCCGUGUACCCCCUACUCUCCAUCCUGGAUGCCUGCUCCAUGGGCAGCGCCGAGGGCAUCACCCGGAGGCACCUGUGGCGCCUCUUCUCCCUGGACAUGCUCAACAGCUACCUGGGGCGCGACCCCUCCCCCUCUGAGCUCACCUACGCGGUGCCCACCCGGCACAGCACAAGUCAGAUCCCCCCUGUCUUCACCCCUCUGAAGCUCAGCUUCAAUUUUGGGGCGGCGCCGAUCGAGGCCCCACCCUCUGUGGUGCUCCUGGCCCUGAAGAACAGCGGAGCGGUGCCCCUGGACUGGGCCUUCCUCUUUCCACGUGACCAGCAGAUCGACCUGGAGGCAUGGGCAGAGCAAGCAGAUUUUGACAACACGGAGCUGCACCAAAUGCGUGUGCAGGACAAUUGCAUAUUCUCCAUCAGCCCCAAGGCUGGGAGCCUGAGUCCUGGGCAGGAGCAGGUGGUGGAGUUCAAAUACAGCCACCUGUUCAUUGGCACUGAUCGCCUCCCAGUGCUCUUCAAAGUGUCCCAUGGCCGGGAGAUCCUGCUGCACUUCAUAGGUGUGACAGUGAAGCUGGAUCAGAAGUACGUGCACUUCACCUCCACGAGCCACCAGUUCAUCCCGGUCCCAAUUGGCGACUCACUGCCCCCGCAGCAGAUUUAUGAGCUGUAUAAUGGUGGCUCGGUGCCCGUGACAUACGAGAUCCAGACCGACGUCCUGUCGCAGGUUCAGGAAACAAAUUUUGAUCACCCCAUCUUCUGCUGCCUCAACCCCCAAGGGGAGAUCCAGCCAGGUGCAACGGCUCGGGUCUUGUGGAUCUUCUCACCUAUUGAGGCCAAGACCUACACGGUGGAUGUACCCAUACACAUCUUGGGGUGGAACUCGGCCAUAAUCCAGUUCCAGGGAGUGGGCUAUGACCCCCAUGCCAUGGGGCAUACGGCGCCUUUCUACAAUAUCUCCUCACUGGACAACAGCCCCAUACACUCAAGGCUGAUGGUUCCUGGACAGAACGUCUCCCUGUCCCAGUCUCACAUCUCCCUGGGAAACAUUCCUGUGCAGGGCAAGUGCAGCCGCCUGCUGUUCCUCAACAACACCUCCAAGAAUGAAACAAUUGUCUUCGUCUGGCAGCUGAAGCCUCUAGACUUCGGGGAGGUGUCCGUGAGUCCCAUGAGAGGAAAGGUGGCUCCAGGAGAGGGGGUCCCAUUUGUGGUGACCCUGAAGGCCUCAGUGCACGCCAGUUUCUACAGCAUGGACCUGGUGUGCAAGAUGUACAAUCAGGAACUCUUGAGGCAGUACCAUCAGGAACUACAGGAGUGGAAGGAUGAGAAGGAGCGGCAGGAAGUGGAGUUCACGAUCACAGACAGGAAAGUGAAGAGUAGGGCAUAUUCCACAGCCAGUGAACCUGUGAGGAGGUACAAGACGCUGCCCCCUAUCAAGAAACAGCAUCCUCGCCACCAGCCCACCAGCUGGAAUCUUAAGAUCCCAAAGGAGGAGACACCGUGGCCAUGCCCCCAGCUGCCCGCACCGGGCAUGCUCUACUUGGGCCUCACUGCACGCGCCCAUGCCAUCGACUACUUCCUGGCCAACUUCUUCUCCGACUUUCCCCGAUACUUCUUGCACUGGGAACUGUCAAAGAGAACGUGCAUCAGAGAAGAGCCAGAGGCUUCUGCAGAAGAAUCCACUGACAAGUGGGCCCCUGUCUCCCCACAGAAGAAGCUGCUCCUGGUGGACUGUCUCACAGCCAUCAUCAGGGGCCUGCUGGAAGACAAGACCUUCCACGAGGCCGUGAACCAAAGCCUGGAGGAGCAGAUACCGUACUUUUGCCAGUUCCGUAAUGAGAAGUCAAGGAGGUUCAUGGCCCUGGACAGCAGCCUGCACGCAGCGCAGGACCUGUUCCUGUCCCCCGAUAGCUGGGAGGACGGGGGAGGCGAGGAGCAGGAGGGGGGCAGGCAGAGGCUAAGGAAGCAGGAAAGAGAGGAAGAGGCAGAGAAAGAUGAAGAGGAAGAGGAAGAGCUGGAGGAGGAAGAGGAGGAAGAAGAGGAGAUGAAAGAGGAGGAGGAGAUAAGCAAGGAGGAGGAGGAAGAGGAGGAGGAGGAGGAGGAGGAAGAGGAGAUGAAAGAGGUGGAGGGGCCAGGCAAGGAGGAGCUGGAAGAGAAGGAGGAGAAGGAGAAGGAGGAAGUGGAAGAGAAGAAAGAUAAGUUGGCCUGGCCAGGGAUGGAGUCCCCGCUGCAGCCUGGGCCCCAGGAGUCCCUGAAAGGGCGGUUGCAGCAGCAGCUGAAGGUCAUAAUGAAGGAAGAGCAGGAGCAGGACGAGAAGGAGGCCAUUAGCCGGCUCCCAGCUUUCGCCAACCUGCAGGAGGCGCUGCUGGAGAACAUGAUCCAGAAUAUCCUGGUGGAGGCGAGCGGAGGGGAGGUGGUGCUCACCUCGCGGCCGCGCGUCAUCGCCCUGCCGCCGCUCAGCGUUCCCAGGAUUCUGACCCCAGAACUGCUGUCGGCGGCCUCCCUUACAGCCACAGCCAAGAGUGGGGCAGCAGCUGGUGGCACCGCCCUAUACCGACCCUUUGAGGACGCCAGGGCCCGGCCCCUCUGA
Pteronotus mesoamericanus is the source of this 5601-nucleotide messenger RNA. It is a transcript of the gene CFAP65, whose product is annotated as cilia and flagella associated protein 65. Lineage: Eukaryota; Metazoa; Chordata; Mammalia; Chiroptera; Mormoopidae. The record is from RefSeq and is a predicted model, not a curated record. The coding region runs from base 1 to 5601 and encodes 1866 amino acids. Gene Ontology annotation, cellular component: sperm flagellum; cytoplasm. The transcript is spliced from 32 exons. Gene Ontology annotation, biological process: sperm axoneme assembly.